Tauraco erythrolophus (red-crested turaco) is the source of this 1446-nucleotide messenger RNA. RefSeq names its product sedoheptulokinase (gene SHPK). The record is from RefSeq and is a predicted model, not a curated record. Gene Ontology annotation, molecular function: sedoheptulokinase activity. Lineage: Eukaryota; Metazoa; Chordata; Aves; Musophagiformes; Musophagidae. Gene Ontology annotation, cellular component: cytosol. Gene Ontology annotation, biological process: phosphorylation; glycerol metabolic process; cellular response to lipopolysaccharide.
AUGGCGGGCAGUGAGGCGGCGGGCAGGCCUGCUCCCACCUGCGUGCUGGGCAUCGACCUGGGCACCACGUCGGUUAAGGCGGCCCUGUUGGCAGGGGCAGAGCAAGGGCAGGUGGUGGCAGAGAGCUCCAGGGAGACGCGGGCACACACCAGUAGCCUGGAAGCUGGACCGCAGGGAAUGGAACAGAAUGUCCAGAGAAUAAUAAGAGCACUGAAUGAAUGCCUUGCUGCUCUACCUCAGCAACAGCUUCAAAGAGUCAGUCACAUUGGCAUUUCAGGACAAAUGCAUGGAGUUGUAUUUUGGAAAAAAGAUAAAGGUUGCAAGUGGACAGAAUGUGGUACAGGCCCAACCUUUGAGCCCGAGGAGGUCAGUCAUCUGAUUACUUGGCAAGACGGCCGCUGCAGUCCCACCUUCCUCUCUAGUCUUCCUCUGCCACAGUCACAUAUCAGCUUGGCUACAGGAUUUGGAUGUGCCACAGUCUACUGGUAUUUAAAGAAGAGUCCAGAUUUUCUGAAGUCUUACGAUGCAGCUGGCACUAUCCACGACUAUGUGGUUGCCAUGUUGUGUGACCUGAAGAAGCCGCUCAUGUCCACCCAGAACGCUGCCAGCUGGGGAUAUUUUAAUUCCAGAAGCAAAAGCUGGAAUACUGACAUAUUGAAAAAGUCUGGCUUUCCUACACACUUGCUUCCAGAGGUGGGAGACCCUGGCGAUAUUGCAGGCAGGACAAUCUGUGUGUGGCAUGGAAUACCCAAAGGAGCAAAAGUAGGAAUUGCUCUGGGAGAUUUCCAGUGCUCUGUUUAUUCCUGUCUGACUGAGAGGACUGAUGCAGUUCUUAAUAUCAGUACCUCUGCUCAGCUGACUAUCUCAAUGCCCCUGGGUUUCCAGCCUCCAGAGACACCAGAUCCUUCCUCAGCUGUUACUUAUUUUCCCUACUUCAAUGGUGACUACUUGGCGGUGGCAGCAUCACUUAACGGAGGCAAUGUGCUGGCAGCAUUUGUGGAGAUGGUGGCACGGUGGACAGAAGAGCUAGGACUUCAGGUUCAGGAGUCUGCCAUCUAUACAAAGAUAAUCAAAGCAGCUUUGGCCCAAAACGACAGCAAACUCUCAGUGCAACCAACCAUGUUUGGAGAGAGACACACUCCCGAGCAGUUGGCAUCAGUGACCAAUAUUGCUGUCUCUGAACUCUCCCUGGGUCACGUCACCCGAGCUCUGUGCCGUGGCAUCAUUGAAAACCUCCGUUCCAUGUUACCUGUGCAGCGCCUGAUGGAGACCGGAGUGAGGAGGAUUCUGGGGAGCGGGAGUGCCCUUGCCAGGAACGAAGUGCUGAGGCAGGAAGUGGAAAGGAUUUUUCCAUUCCCUGUCGUUUAUGGGAAGGAUGUCGAUGCUGCUGUGGGGGCUGCCAUGGUGAUGUUCCACAGAAAAUAAAGUCAUUGUUUGGAAUGGCCU